Messenger RNA from Strongylocentrotus purpuratus (purple sea urchin), 1112 nucleotides. Its product is annotated as cysteine synthase-like. Lineage: Eukaryota; Metazoa; Echinodermata; Echinoidea; Camarodonta; Strongylocentrotidae. Gene Ontology annotation, molecular function: cysteine synthase activity. Gene Ontology annotation, cellular component: cytoplasm. The record is from RefSeq and is marked validated.
CGGUCUUCAACAACAUGGCUUCGUCUUUGCGUAAAAUAGGGCAAAAAAUAUUGUUAUCCCACUGCAAAAGGGAUUACAAUAUACUUCAACGACUACUUUCUAAUGAUGUCCGAAAGGGUUUUGUUGGCAUGGUUGGCAGGACGCCGCUGAUUCGAUUGAAUAAAGUCAGCGAGGAGACAGGAUGUGACAUUGUGGUCAAAGCUGAGUUUGCAAAUGGAGGGGGCUCCGUAAAAGACAGAGCUGCCCUCUUUCUCAUUCAACAAGGCAUUGAUCAAGGUCGACUUAAGGCUGGCGGCACAGUGGUGGAAGGAACUGCAGGAAAUACAGGCAUCGGUCUAGCUCAUUUAUGUAACGCCAUGGGUUUCAAGUGUGUGAUCUAUAUGCCGAACAAUCAGAGUCAAGAAAAGAUUGAUAUGUUGCGGCUCCUUGGUGCCAUAGUGUUUCCCGUCCCCGUUGUACCUUUCGACGAUCCCGACAAUUACAACCACCAGGCAAGGAGACAUGCUGAAUCGUUAGAUAAUGCCGUUUGGACAAACCAGUUUGACAACACAGCCAACAGACAAGCUCAUAUAGAGACCACAGGACCAGAGAUAUGGCAACAGACUGAGGGCAAGGUGAAUGCUGUCACAUUUGGCACUGGAACAGGUGGCACUUUGGCAGGAGUUGGGAUGUACAUGAAGGAGAUGAGCAAGGAUGUGAAGGUCAUCCUAGCUGACCCUCAGGGCAGCGUCCUCUACAACUACUUCACCCAUGGCAAGCUGGAGAGGUCACCGGGGUCAUCCAUCACAGAGGGCAUAGGUCAAGGUCGGGUCACAGAUAACCUCAAGGGCGCCCCCAUUGAUGAGGCCUUGUGCAUUAUGGACACCGAUGCUGUCAGUAUGACGUUCCGUCUCCUAAAAGAUGAAGGGUUCUUUGUUGGGGCGUCAUCUGGUCUAAAUGUAGUAGCCGCAGUGCAGGUUGCUAAGCAACUCGGACCUGGACAUGUAGUAGCUUCCUGCCUGUGUGACACAGGUCAACGAUAUUAUGCAAGGCUCUUCAACAGAACUUGGCUCAAAGAAAAGGGUCUAUUUGAUAGCGUACCAGAAGAGUGCCAUGGCUUCCUGCAUUCAUGA